Molecule: messenger RNA, 4129 nt
Organism: Sceloporus undulatus (fence lizard)
Lineage: Eukaryota; Metazoa; Chordata; Lepidosauria; Squamata; Phrynosomatidae
Gene: TOGARAM2
Product: TOG array regulator of axonemal microtubules 2
Exons: 20
Coding region: 371-3391 (1006 amino acids)
Biological process (GO): microtubule cytoskeleton organization
Cellular component (GO): cytoplasmic microtubule; cilium
Molecular function (GO): microtubule binding
Source: RefSeq, a predicted model, not a curated record
AAUGCCUAAAAAAAGGAGCCAAUCAGAUCAGACUUGCCAAAGGCAUUAAUGAAUCUCUUUCUGUGCUGGCAGGCAGCUUAACUCUGUAGCAAGUGGCAACAGGUUUUUCCCCUAGCAAAAAUUCUAGGAAGUGGGGAGGGUUGCUAUGGGGUGAUAGAUGUUUUGAGGAAUGCUGAAUCCCAAAGUCAGGCCUCAGACUCCACUGUAAACAAAUUAAACAAGCUCUUGAGGAGUUAACUGGAAUGCCUAAAAUGAAGAUGGAGAUCUUUGGAUGUUCUAGGAGAGAAACAACAGCAGCAGUGGGAGAAACUGAAAGAACCAGGAUCAGUACUUUCUUACUUUUAAGGAAAUCCUGGAGUUUUCUGUACGCAUGGCAACACAUGAAAAAUUCACAGCAGCUACAUACCGAGCACCUGUUGCCAUCUAUUGUGGGACCAUCCCCAAAGUGAAACCUAGAUGCAGAUCACAGAGAGGAGGGAGCAUUGAUUCCAGUUUUCAGCUCUGUGGGAAUGGUUGGUCGACUGCAGAUGAUGCAUCUCUUCAUUCAGUAUUAAAGCAAGGAUGUCUGUGGGGAGGCAAAGAGGAAUCUCUGGAUAUUUCUUCCCUGGAGCCCUGGGACAAUAGGAACAGCUUUGAGAAGAAAAAUAUGGAUCACAUAGCCAUGCAGGACUCUUCUCAGCUGCCCAGCAUCCAGCCAAGACAGCAGCCAAGCAAACAGGAAGUGAGCAGUGCAGCCCUGGAGACUGCUCAGAUCAAGGACAAGCUCAAGAAGAGGAGAAUGUCUGAAGGCGUACUUGCAUCAAAUAAAGGUUUGCUUGACCCUGCUGGUCCCAAAGGACCUGACCUGAAACCAGUUGUUUCCAGAUCUGCCUCUCAAAGACUCUUGAUCACUUCUAAGCCCAUGCCUCCAAUUCAGAGCAUCCCCACUUCUCCAGAGACCAGCAGACUCCAGGAAACAGAUCAGAAAGUGUUGAAGAAUGACACAGAGUGCUUAGAAGUUGGAGGCAAUUACUCAGAGAACAAAGCAACCACCCAACAGUUUUUACAUGGCCAGAAUGAGAGUCUGAGAAGAUCUUUACGUGCUGCUUUGAUCCCACCCAUCCCCAAGUCGGCAAAGGCCCAUGAAGGAAGAUCUCAGAAGUUUGAAGAACCUCUUCCAAGUUCAUCACAGUUGGAACCUGUUUCUUUUCCUACUGAGGAGUCUAUCAGGCUGAAGUCACAGACACCAUCUUGUAAUACUGAAGAAAACACCUUUGAAAAUCUGGAAACUGAAACUUCAGAACUCGCUUCCAGAAAUGGCUUUUCUACAGCACUGAAGGUUACUGGUUCUCCAUCUGAAUCCUUAUUACCAUUAGCCACCUCUUCCUUCAGUCUGGCCAAGGAUGGAGGAAGCCAGCUUUCAGUUCCUCAUCUUAUAAAAGAUGAUGAGUGGAAGGAGAGCAAUGGAAGGAUCCAUGUGAUGAUUUCCAAGUCAGCUCAGGAGAAGAUGCGCCAGAAGCAACUGAAGGAAAUAGAGCUUUUACGCAAAGAAAGAGAAAGGGAAAAAGAGAAAGAAAAGGAACGAACCAUGGUGCUCCAAGACCGACUAAAGAAAACUUCUCAGGAAGGUUCUGCUCCUCUUAAUAGUAAUGGGCCCAUCCCUGUUGUAAUCAGCUUGAGCAAACACUGCAGACCUCCUGUUGGAUCAUCCUUAAAGAAACGGGUGAACCGUCCCUCUCUCCCCAACAUUCCGGUUAUUAACCAUGACAGUAGCUUCAUGAGGAAUGCUUCAGCUAACUCCUUGCCAGCAAAUCUCCAGGAUUCUCCAGAAUGGGAGGAGGACCUUGUAAACAGAGAUAUCUUAGAAAUAAGGCCUUUGUCUCAUCCAGAACAGGGGCUAGUGGAUGCCCUGAAGUGGCUAAAUAGCAAUGAUUGGCAUUUGAAGGAGAAAGGACUCUUCAGUAUCAGAUGCCUGGCUACUUGCCAUUCAGAAGUUCUCCAGUGUAGGCUUCAUGAUGUUUCCUUGGCAGCCAUGAAAGAGGUUGGGAAUCUGCGGUCUAAAGUGUCUCGGUUUGCUAUUGGAACACUUGGCGAACUCUUCAAAGCCAUGAAGAAGCAUAUGGAUCAAGAGGCUGAGGAGAUUUCUCGAGUCCUUCUCCAGAAAGCGGGUGAUUCUAGUGAAUUUAUCCAAAAAGCAGCUGACCAGUCCUUAGGCAUCAUGGCACGGAGUGUGACUCCCUCACGAGCAAUGGCAGCCCUCAUGGCCAAUGGGGUGAACCAUCGUAAUCCUCUCAUUCGUAAAUGUGCUGCUGAACACUUGCUGACUGUUGUGGAGCAGAUUGGAGCUGAGAAAUUGCUUUCAGGCAACCGGGAGAGCACAGAAGCACUGGUACAGAUAUUAGUCAAACUUGCUCAGGACCGCAACCAAGAGACAAGAUUUUAUGGCCGGAAAAUGCUGCAUAUGCUUAUGUCCCAUUCAAAAUUCGAUGGGUACUUGAAGCAGUGCCUACCGUCACAUGACCUGCAAGAUGUCAUGGCUGCAAUUAAGCAGAAAGGAACAGAAGACCAGAUAUCCCAGGCACUUUCUGCCAAAAGUCACAGAGGUUCCAAGAGCAGCAGCUUGGCGACCUCACUGGACAGUCUGCCUUCAAAUGAAGGGUCCAUCACUCUAGCCCUGCCACAGCCUAUGGCUCGACGCUCAUCCCUUCGCAGCAUUGAAGUGAUGGAGCAGCUUAGGGAGCUGAACAUGCUGCUGAUGGCAAAGGAAUUUCAGACACGAAUGAAAGGAAUAACAUUACUAAUGGAGUACUGUGAGAACAACCCCCAACUUGUUUCUACAAACAUCAUACAGAUCUUUGAUGCAUUUACUCUGAGACUUCAGGACUCCAACAAGAAAGUGAAGCAGUAUGCUUUGGAAUCGCUUGUCUCUAUGAUCCCUAGCCUUAAAGAUGGCUUAAAUCCAGUUCUGGUAUCUGUGGGGACUGUGGUCACUGACAACCUAAACUCAAAGAAUUCUGGGAUUUACAGCGCAGCAGUGAAGGUGCUGGACACAAUGAUCACGCAUCUAGAUAAUCUUUUUCUGCUUCAAACAUUUGCCAGCAGGGUGCGUUUCAUCAGUGGCCAAGCUCUGCAGGAUAUCACAGAUCGCCUGUCAGUUCUUGUGGUUUUGGCUUAUCCACAGAAAGCUCAGUCUGUGGAACGUCAUGCCCUUCCUAUUCUCUGGUACUUCCUGAACAACAUGAUCGGCAAUGGUGUAUUAUCUGGAAAGAGUGGGAACGUGAGGACUGUGGUCUCUAAACUGGCUAAGAGUCUUUUCAAGCAAAUGGGACCCAAACUUAUAGAAUAUGCCUCCAGCCAACCACAACAUGUGAUUAAACUCUUGCAUGAUCUUCUAGAUACAGACUUCCAGUGAAGAAGGCUGACAUUCCCUGGGACCAUAUGCAAUGUGCCACUUCAGGAGGGGGGGGGGAAUGAAGUGAUGGACAAUGAUGCAUUUAUUUAAUUAUACUAUUUUUAUGUGUAAUGAACAACUGCAUAAAGUAACAAUGCACUAUGGAAAAUGUAAAUAAUAUAUUUUGUGGUAGAAGUAAAUCACAUAUUUUUCUAAGGCUUAAGCUCUUAAACUUUUGACUCAUAAAAACAUAGAUUUGAUUAUGAUGAUGAUGAUGAUGAUACAACUGUAAUUCUUAUAUGUAUAAAAAAGAAUACUUUAUUUAUGUAAUAAAUGUGUGUGAAAGAAAGGAUGAUAAAGAUGAACCUCUAGACCUGAAUUCUAUUCCUAAAUGAAGGAGACCUAUUGAAUCGAUAGGGUUUAUCUAAAUGUCGAUUCAUCAUUUAUCAGUUGAUUCAACAGGUCUACCCUAGAAGGGAUUACCAAUCAGGUUUAGGUCUACAUCAUGGACAAUACAUUGCACUAUAGUAGACUGCCAAUUGUAGAUUGUUAAUUACAAGGGCAUCCAUGGGAUCAUUUGAUGCUGGCUGGGUUAUUCCUGUUUAAACUGGUGUCAAACCACAUCACCUUUUCAAAUAGCAAAGCCUUUCCUCUUUUUCCAUUACAGUGGAAAUGACAAGACGGAAGCUUUGGAUGGGUGUGGGUAGUGAAUAGAUCAGAAUAAUAAACUGUUUCUGUGAGACAACACCAUUUGGGUAA